Messenger RNA from Eupeodes corollae, 1147 nucleotides. RefSeq names its product guanosine-3',5'-bis(diphosphate) 3'-pyrophosphohydrolase MESH1-like. The transcript is spliced from 2 exons. Lineage: Eukaryota; Metazoa; Arthropoda; Insecta; Diptera; Syrphidae. Gene Ontology annotation, molecular function: guanosine-3',5'-bis(diphosphate) 3'-diphosphatase activity. The coding region runs from base 127 to 969 and encodes 280 amino acids. The record is from RefSeq and is a predicted model, not a curated record.
UUGUAUCUAUCUCUCUCAAGUUUCUAUCUUAUAGAAGUUAGCUUGUUCUAGUAUAAACUGUAUCUUGUAUCUUGAAUAAAUUUGUAAUAAAAAAAUUCGUAUUAUUCAAAUAAAUCUAACUCCUAAAUGGCCAAAUCAAGUUACACAACUGAAGACCACAUACAAAUGUUAAAACUCUAUUAUAAGAAUAAUUGUUCCUUGACACAAACGUUGCGUGCAUUGCGUCCCCUAUACAGCAAGCAUGGCGGCCCUUCGAAGUCGACUGUCCAACGUUUAGUAAACAAGUUCCAGAAGACUGGUUCGGUAAACAAUCAGCCAGCAGUGGUGCGCCAAAGAAAUGCAAGAUCUCUCGAGAAUAUCGCCGCGGUUCUUGAGAGUGUGCAGGAAAAUCCGAAUCAGUCGAUUCCAAACCGCGCGAAAGAACUCGGCCUCUCGCAGACUUCCACUUGGCGCAUUUUAAAUCGUGACUUGGGUCUGAAUAUUUCAAAAACUAAAAACCCGUUCAUUUCCAUCGUGAACAUGGACAUGGACCCAUUGGCUGAGUUGAUGCAAUGCGUUCAAUUUGCCGCUUACAAACACAGAGACCAACGCAGAGAAGAUCCCAAUAAGACACCAUUCAUAAAUCAUCCUAUAAACGUUGCAACUAUAUUAGCUGUUGAAGCUGGCAUUGAGGAUAAGGAAAUUUUGCAAGCGGCUCUUCUUCAUGACGUCAUUGAAGAUACAGAAACUACCUUAGAGGAAAUUGAAGUAGCAUUUGGAAAGAAUGUCGCUGACAUUGUUAAGGAAAUAACUGUUGACAAAAGUCUACCGGAACCAGAACGAAAAGAACUUCAAGUUGAACUUUCGAAAAAAUUAACCAAAAAUGCCAAAUUAGUUAAGUUAGCUGAUACAGUGGAUAAGCUCAGGGAUUUACAAAAUGUCCUUCCAGAUGGAUGGAACCAAGUAAGCUAUAAUACAAAACGUGGAUGAAUAUUUCGCUUGGGCCGAAAGAGUCGUUUUCAACCUUCGUGGGACCAACGAAGUUCUGGAAUCCAAACUUGAAGAUAUUUUCAGACAAAAAAAUCUACUCCAAUGAACUACAUACAUAUAAUGUAUCCUUCAUUUUAAUUUACUUUUAACCAUUCCUAAUAAAUGUUCUCAAAGAAAA